AAGAGUCUUCAAUAUCUAGGUAGGAAAUGUUCUUAUUUACAUGUCCUGCUUCUUGGUUCUGUUAUUGUAGAAUGUUGAAACGAAUUGCUUAAAAAAUACGGCGAUACAAUGGCAAUUAUCUUCAAGGUUCAAAGUGAUUCUAUCCCAACUGUUAAUAAGAGUGUAAUCAGCAGUAUUUCGUCUAAAAAUAUAGUUGCAUAUAGUGUGAGUGAUGAAUUAGAUGCCGGCAGUCACAUCUAUGUGUGCGAUGUCAUAUCACCCUGGCAAAUUUAUAGUGUGACUAAUACAAAGAACCUUAUAAAAGUCCUGGAAUGGAAUAGCAGCGGAGAACUUUUACUGGCAGGUUAUAACAAUGGACUUGUUGAAAUAUGGUCUACAGAUAAGGUCCUGAAUAUCUGGUAUCAAGUAUAUAAAGUAAAUUUUCAUGGCGAGGACAUAAUAGCAGCGAAAUUCUUUCACAACGGAAAGAGUAUAUUCUUUCACUCUCAAAAGAAAGACUUACCAACAUAUGCUGACAAGUUUGAACGUUUGGAGUAUCGUCCGACGGUGGAACAUUUUGGAAGUGCCCCAGCUGAAGGCGUUGUCGUUAUUACCUCGUCGGGAUUAGUAGGUGCUUUUAUAACUCCACUUAAAAAAUCAAAUGAAACAAAUAACCAUACCAUCGAACUGAAAGGCGUUACUCAAAGUAUAGGUCUUUCUCGCUUUUACGUAUCAUUGUGCAGCAUGUCUCAUUGUUCUAGUGGUCAGCUUAAUGUUGCACUAACAUACAGUUGUAGACCCAAAAUUGUUUACUGUUUUAAAGUGGCUUUAAAUAUGGAUAAUGACAAUUUGUUUCUAAAAUGUGAAGCACUUCCUAGUAUAUUCUUUAAUGCUGUUAAUUACAAGCAAAUCUCACACAUUGGUUGGAUUUCUUCAAAUAAGGAAGACGUUCUAUAUAUCGGAUACAAUACUAUAGAGGGGAGUUUGCUCGAGCAAUGGCAUUUAAGCAAGAAGCAUCAAGCCGUUCAUAAAUUACUUCAAAAAAAUAAAGGAGAUUUCGUUCAGAGUGAAACAUGGGAAAAUAUUGCUAAGGUUCCUUUCGGAAUGGGUAUAGCAAAUGUAUGCAGUUCCAAACUAUUAACACAGACUACACAAAUAUUUGUAAUUUUAAAAGAUAAUACCAUACAAAUUGUUGAACCUGGUUUAAAGAAGGUGGCUUUGGUUAUAUCCGACCGAUUAAUGACUGAAGAUCGGUAUAGUCUCUGCAAAUUUGUGUCAGCAGACAUAACACAUAUGAAUCAAUUACUUAUUCUAUUCGAUAAUUAUGGUCAAAUGUACGCAAUGCAAGUAACAAAUCAGGUGGCAGAUAAAAAUUACAAAUUGAACACAUUAUCCUUACAAACAUCGCUGUUGGAGUAUUGUAUAAUAACUGGAGUGGAUGCAAGUGAUAUACUUAUGUUAAAUUUAAGUAACUUGGAAAUACUUAUUGAAAAGCUAACAGAAAAUUUUACGAAACAAUCUACAAUAAUACGUCAUUUCUACUAUUCUAAUUUCUUGUGUAUGAAGAGCAAUAUGUGUAGAAUUCAAUCACGACAACAAGAUUUUGAUAAUUUAAUAAUUUUGCAUACCAUAUCCAUAACUUUCAAAAGUUUACUACGCCCGGCAGAUCUAAGUUGUCAGGAUAAGGGCCCUGGCGAUAAUUUAGCCAUGAUACUGCAGGAUCCUUCUACAGAUAUAGAUAAAGUAUUAUUUAGUUUAGAUGGCAAAGACUUCGCUGUUGAACCUAUAACAUUACAAAGUUUACAACAACUCAUACAAUGGGUAUCAGAUUUGGCAUUAAAUAUUCUGAAAAAGCUUCCGAAUGAAGUUAUUAAAGCGAAGAUGAGUAAAAAACAAGGGUAUGACAUAAGCAGAGACAGCGUAGCUAUUAGUAGCAUAAGAGAGCUUUUGGUAAUGACGCGAAUAUGGGGUCUCUUAAAUCCACAAUGCUUACCGACAUAUACAAAGUCGGUCGAAAACAUUGAUGUUUUAGCUACCUUAUUUAGACUUCUAACCCGUUUGGCACAAAAUACUGCAGAACCUGAUGACUUUUUAUUAGAUGAAUGUAGUCUUUUAUCUACUCAAGUCCUCAUUCCUCAAAAACAGUUUAAUAAUCCAGCUACAUUAUUAAAUAAUCAUUUAUCACUUUAUAAAUCAUAUCCAUUUAUAUUUGUGGCAUCGACGGAGCCAAGUUGGUUGAAGGACGUCAAUUAUGAAGAAGUUGUAUUUAUUAACGAUAUGAAAGAUGGUGUCAGUAAUCUGCACUUAGGAGCAAAAGUAAAUGCACUUAGACAUUGCAUAAGAUGUGGAUUGAUAAAUAGUUUACUAAAUGUAUCUAAAACAUCUGCUAUGAAAGCGUGGUGUCAGAGGUGGCUAUAUUGCCAUUGUGGGGGUUAUUGGAAAAAAUUGUAAACAAUAAAUUAAAAGCUGAAUAAAAGAAUUUAUUAUUGACAAAAUUAAAA
Messenger RNA from Bactrocera tryoni, 2480 nucleotides. RefSeq names its product mediator of RNA polymerase II transcription subunit 16 (gene MED16). NCBI's taxonomy places the organism in Eukaryota, Metazoa, Arthropoda, Insecta, Diptera, Tephritidae. Gene Ontology annotation, molecular function: protein binding. The record is from RefSeq and is a predicted model, not a curated record. Bases 109 to 2430 code for a protein of 773 amino acids. Gene Ontology annotation, cellular component: mediator complex. The transcript has a single exon. Gene Ontology annotation, biological process: positive regulation of DNA-templated transcription.